AUGGCACCCGUCGCAUCUACCCCCAAGUCCAACUCCUUUUCAGCCCCCCUUAAGUCUACCACGGCGACAUGGCGGCCGAUCCAGAUACCCAACCCACCCAAACGCACAUCGUUUGCGUUUGAUCCAAUCGAAGAAGCUCUUGCCAGCUUUUCCGCUGGGGAGUUUCUUGUCGUCAUGGACGAUGAGAAAAGGGAAAAUGAGGGUGAUCUCAUUAUCUCAGCCAGCCAAUGCACUACGGAAAAGAUGGCUUGGAUGAUCAAGCAUACAAGUGGGUACAUCUGCAUUGCAUUACCCGCAAAUCGGCUAGAGACCCUGGAAAUCCCUAUGAUGGUUCCACAGAACCAAGAGCGCCAUCGGACGGCGUACACUGUCACAGUAGAUUUAAAACAUGGAACAUCAACUGGAAUAUCCGCCCAUGACCGCGCCUUAACGGCCCGAGCGUUGGCCUCACCUGCUUCUAAACCAGAUGAUUUCACCCGUCCUGGGCAUAUGGUGCCGCUACGUUCACGAGAGGGAGGGGUGCUCACACGACAAGGCCACACAGAAAGCGGUGUCGAUCUCUGUCUCCUUACUGGUCAACCUCCAGCUGGCGUUCUUUGCGAGCUAGUAAACGACGACGCGCAAGGCACUAUGGCAAGAAGAGAUGAUUGCAGAGCGUUCGCAGAUCGGUGGGGCCUCAAAAUGAUAAGCGUGGAGAUGUUGGUCAACUGGAGAAGGCAGUAUCCUAUCACCAAUGGUAUUGCGCAUUAG
Laccaria bicolor S238N-H82 is the source of this 750-nucleotide messenger RNA. RefSeq lists its product as uncharacterized. The coding region runs from base 1 to 750 and encodes 249 amino acids. NCBI's taxonomy places the organism in Eukaryota, Fungi, Basidiomycota, Agaricomycetes, Agaricales, Hydnangiaceae. Gene Ontology annotation, molecular function: 3,4-dihydroxy-2-butanone-4-phosphate synthase activity. The record is from RefSeq and is a predicted model, not a curated record. The transcript has 3 exons. Gene Ontology annotation, biological process: riboflavin biosynthetic process; aerobic respiration. Gene Ontology annotation, cellular component: cytosol; mitochondrial intermembrane space.